GCUAGCUGUUUUUUCUCUUGUGCUUCAUCCAUGGAGGCUACAAGGAAAGAAGUAGAAGAUCAAAAAGAUAAGAAGGUGGCGUUUUCAGUGGUUAAGCCAAGACGGCCUCUUCUUAAGAGAAAAUGGACAAUAUUAGAUCGACGUUCUGCUGGUGCUAUUUUGUUCUUGCAUUUGCUCUCUCUCUUGGCUCCGUUUCAUUGCAAUUGGGCAGCAUUUUGGGUUGCCUUUGCAUUGUAUUUUAUUACAGGUCUGUUCGGGAUUACACUCUCGUACCAUAGAAAUCUCGCACAUAAAAGUUUCAAGCUUCCCAAAUGGCUCGAGUACGCGUUUGCCUAUCUUGGAGUCCAUGCCUUUCAGGGUGAUCCAAUUGAUUGGGUUAGUACACAUAGAUAUCAUCAUCGAUUUGUCGAUACAGAAAGAGAUCCACACAGUCCUUUAGAGGGAUUUUGGUUUAGUCACAUAAUUUGGAUGUUUGAUGCAUAUGCAUUGACCGAAAAGGUUUGUCCAAAAAACGUUCAAGAUUUCAAGGAAAGAGAUGCAAAACGAAAACGAUUUAGCAACAUUUUUGUGGGAUUUGUCAAGUAUGGAAGACCGAACAAUGUCGAGGAUUUACAGAAGCAAGCCUUCUAUAGAUUUCUUCGAAAAACAUACAUUCUUCAUCCGACGGCUCUUGCAAUUGUCCUCUAUGCAACUGGGGGACUUCCCUUUCUUGUUUGGGGAAUGGGGGUGAGGCUUGUCUGGGUGCUGCACAUUACUUUCUUCGUAAAUUCUGCCUGCCACAUAUGGGGCUACAGACGCUGGGACACCAAUGAUUUGUCGAAGAACAAUUGGUGGAUAGGAUUGCUUGCGUUUGGGGAGGGUUGGCACAACAACCACCAUGCUUUUGAAUACUCGGCUCGACAUGGCCUUCAAUGGUGGGAAUUUGACUUGACAUGGUGCGUAGUCUUGGUCCUUCAAGCUCUUGGAUUAGCCACUGAUGUGAAAUUACCCUCUCAAAUUCAUAAACAAAAGUUAGCACUCCACAAUUAGAAGUAGUACUUGACGAUACUUAGAGGUUUGUCUGAUGCAUUGAGUGAGUUAAAUCGAACAUAGAUAUGCGUGGAUGUGUUUUUGGAACGUUUCUAAAUGUCCUUUUUCAGGUAAAAUAAAAUGUCUUAAUAAUAUUGUCA
Molecule: messenger RNA, 1169 nt
Organism: Momordica charantia (bitter melon)
Lineage: Eukaryota; Viridiplantae; Streptophyta; Magnoliopsida; Cucurbitales; Cucurbitaceae
Product: palmitoyl-monogalactosyldiacylglycerol delta-7 desaturase, chloroplastic
Biological process (GO): very long-chain fatty acid biosynthetic process
Cellular component (GO): endoplasmic reticulum membrane
Molecular function (GO): palmitoyl-[glycerolipid] 7-desaturase activity
Source: RefSeq, a predicted model, not a curated record